Striga asiatica is the source of this 1002-nucleotide messenger RNA. The record is from the annotation of a GenBank genome assembly. NCBI's taxonomy places the organism in Eukaryota, Viridiplantae, Streptophyta, Magnoliopsida, Lamiales, Orobanchaceae.
AUGGCGGAGACAAAAGACUUCGGAGACGGCGUUGGAUGGAUCAGGGGCCAGAUGUUGGGCAAAGGGAGCUUCGGCUGCGUGUUCAUGGCCACGCCGAGAAACCCCUGCUCCUUUCCGCCGCCGGAGAUGGCCGUCAAGUCUGCCCCAGUCCAAUUCUCCGACACGCUCCGGUCCGAGAGGGAAAUCAUGUCAGAUCUGAAGGGCUGUCCGAACCUGAUCCAGUGCCUCGGCCAGGAAACCACCGUCGGGAACGACGCCCUGUUUUACAACCUAAUGCUCGAAUUCGCCGCCGGCGGGACUCUCUCCGACCGGAUCCAAAGUUCUGGCGGCGGGCUCCCAGAGCCCGAGGUGAGGGCCCACACGCGAUCCAUCCUGAUGGGCCUUGACCACAUCCACUCCCACGGCUACGUUCAUUGUGACCUGAAGCCCGACAACAUACUUCUCGUGCCCGACGGCCAAAACGGCUUCACGGCCAAAAUCAGCGAUUUCGGGCUGGCCAAGAGGGAGCCGAAACGGGCCGGGAGGAAACGGGCUGCGGCAGGGCCCGGAAAGUGGCAGGGCACUCCCAUGUACCUGCCGCCGGAGGCUGUUACCGAGGGGUUGCAGGAGGCGGCAGGGGACGUGUGGGCGGUGGGUUGCGUGGUGGUGGAGAUGCUGACUGGGCGGCCGUUGUGGGAGCCCGGGAGUAAGGAGGAGAUUCUGAGGAGUAUAGGAGAAGAUUGGGAAUAUUUGAGGAUUCCAGAGUGGAUAUCGGAUGAGGCGGCCGAUUUUCUCAUGUGCUGUUUAGAAAAAGAGCCGUCGGGUAGGGUGCGGACCGACUUGCUUUUGUACCAUCCAUUUGUGGAAGGGAGCUUCGAGACGGGGGAUUGUGGGAGUGGGGUCGGGGGAUUUUCGGAGGAUUAUUAUUCGUCGUGUGCUCGUCUGGGGGUUGUUGAAGGUUGUGUGGGCCCGGGAAAUGAGGAUGUGGGACGGGGUCCACCUGGGUUUGCAGUUGCUGUAUGA